Molecule: messenger RNA, 2325 nt
Organism: Aureobasidium melanogenum CBS 110374
Lineage: Eukaryota; Fungi; Ascomycota; Dothideomycetes; Dothideales; Saccotheciaceae
Exons: 1
Coding region: 1-2325 (774 amino acids)
Source: RefSeq, a predicted model, not a curated record
AUGUUCCAGGCAAUCCCCCUGUCUCAGUCCGAAUUCAGAAGCUCGACAUGGCCAAUUUCUGCACAAGGUCUUCAUUUCACCGAUAUUGCAAAGAGUACAAGAUCUGAAAAAGACGACACCCAGCACGAAAGUACGCCAGCUCAUCAGGAGGAGGAUGCUCAUACAUCUCAGUCAAGCUCUACACUGCGUUUUGAGCCGAUCGAGCCUCCAGAUGGUUACACUCCUCUGACUUUUCUACCAGUGCUGCUGCAGGGCUGGGCGCUUUGGAGCCUUGUGUCAUUUUACACUGUUAUCUCCGCACUCCUUGCUUAUUUGUUCUAUCGUUCAAUGCUUGACUAUCGCUGGACAGUCCAUGAUGUCGAUUACUACCUUACGGCACGCUAUCUGCCGACAAUCGUGGGCCUUGUUUCGUCCGCUUUGUUCCACAGCACUAUGUCGAAUCUACGCAGAAUUCUCCCAUUCAUUUGCAUGGCAGACCAACAUCCGAAACGAAUCAAAAAUCGCAACUCCCAGAUUGUAGCCACUGUUUCUUUACGCCUGUUUCCAACACUGUUACGCUACUUGAACUUGUUUGGAACACGCGCGAUGUUGCUAAACAUAGGGCUCAAGAGCUUGCUGUUCUCUGUCCAGGAAACCGAUGAUCAUAUUUGGGUGGUCUCGGUUAGGGUUGUACCCGCAAUGUAUUUGAGCAUCAACUAUCUAGCCAUAGCCCUGAUAACUGCCUAUGUUGCUCUCAAAUAUGGCAACUGCAGCACAGGCCUAAAGAAAGAUUGGGACCCGACUUCCCUAGCCGACAUCAUGCUUUUGUUCUCAACCGAGUACACUAAGCCAAAGCUAGAUUUUCCUUUGGACCGCAAAUCCUGGUAUAAAACGAUGAAGAAGUCUGGCGUAACUUACAGACUUGGCUACUGGAAGGUUCACUGUCUAGCGACUCCGCAACCAGAUAUUGUCUAUGGAAUCAGGUCCCUUGAUGACACCCUGGAGCCAUCUGAAGCAUGUGCGUACCUGAAUCAAUUCAACGAGUUCUUCAAUCAGCAGGGAUCCCUGGAGCCGUACUGUCGCCACCUCGUCGAUCGAGUCUCUGUGAAGAGUUCAGAACUUGCAAAAAGGCCACGCUCGGGUGCGCAUGAACUUCUUCCGACCCGUUGUUGCGCAGAGACACCGGGUUGUUCACACUACCCGUAUCGCAAAGCUCCAGGAAUUCCAUCCAAAGUUUUUGCCAGCCUUGCAAUUCUAUAUCUCAUUGUUCUCUGUGUAUGUCUUGUUUUCGCUCUGAUCCGGAUCUGGACAUCUGAGGGUGUAGUACUUCAACUCCCUAGGUUGCUGGUACUAUCGACCAACAUCGCCGUUUCGAUAAAUAGUACAAGCCUCACAUCGACCGGAGAUCAAUGGCCCACUGCUCCUUCUCAGACUGAUUCGAGCCUAGUGAUAACCCUGGUACCGAUUUUGAUCUGCAGGUUCUUACCAGUCAUGACUAUGAAUCUUGCUAACUUCCUGAUCGCGGACUUGGACACGCAUCAUAGAUGGUCGCAACCCUUCGCGUGUAUGUAUGCAGAACCUAGCUUUGCCUCUCAAUCGAUUCUACUGGACUAUAUGACUGUGUCCCCACUCCAAGUCUUGUCUCAGGCCUGGGCCAAUGGACAUUUUAAAGUCGUUUACUCUGGCAUAUUAAACGCUCUCAGUUGGAUACCAACACUGAUUGCCACUGGAUCUUGCUCGUUUAUAUUAACCGAUAUUGCUGUUGUUCGACUAUCCCCAACUCUGGCGGUCAUCGGAAUUUUCUGGGCACUUCUGUAUAUCCAUGCAAUAAGUUCCUACUGGGCUCCUCCUGAACGAAAGCUACCUAGGGAUAUCGGUAGUCUCUACGCCAUCUUUUGUUUUAUUUAUGACAGCAAAUUUCGCUGGUAUUCAGAGUUCUGUCAUGCAACAUUCAGUCCAAAUCUUACGAAGGAUGAACUAUACUCCCUUAUCCGUCUUUCGAGUGACAAGUAUCGCUUUGGUAUGGUUGGUGAGCUGGGUGAGGAACAUCCUGGCUUCGAUGUCGCAGAGACUUCUGACGGCGCCGACACGGGCUAUGUACGCUGGAUCAAGCCACAUCCUGGCUUUUUCGCCCGUGUCAAAUCCAGAUUCCAGAGGCGCAAGAGCAAAAUGGAAAGAGGUGAUGAUGUUUUCGAUCCUGAAGGCAUUCCAUUGAACUACCUCAAUGCUUCCACCUCGACCUCCCACCAAAGACGUUUGAGCGCAGAAGAUCCGUACCCACAAGGUCAUUCUACUGCAUUCGAGUCGGAGUCGAUUCAGUCGUUCCGGGUGAUGGCGGAUCUUUGA